This is a messenger RNA of Triticum urartu, 1184 nucleotides long. Lineage: Eukaryota; Viridiplantae; Streptophyta; Magnoliopsida; Poales; Poaceae. The record is from RefSeq and is a predicted model, not a curated record.
CAACGUUCCCCAACAAGUACAAGGUUGACAUAAACAAAUACACAUGUUCAUGUAAAGCUUGGCAGGUAACAGGCAUACCAUGUAGACAUGGCAUCUCUUGUCUCAGAGGUGAAAGAAUCAAACGAGAGAAUGUUGUCUCUCCAUGCUAUAGUAUUGCAGCAUUCAAGAAAGUAUAUGGUGAAGUUAUUAUGCCUUGCAGAGACCCAAGAGAGUGGGAAAAGAUGAAUGCUGCUCCAAUCUUGCCACCCCUAUACGAAAAGCAUGUUGGGAGGCCUAGUAAUAAAAGAAAGAAGAACCCUGUAGAGACUGAUGAAGGAAAGUUGAGCAAGCAUGGUGCGGUUUCUCACUGCAGUAUUUGUAGGUCAGUUGAUCAUAAUAAAAAAACUUGCCCUGAAAAAGGUAGACAUGAGCAACAAGAUGAGGCAAGGCAAGGGGAGCAGCGAGAGGCAGGGCAAGUGCAGCAAGGUGAGGCAGUUCAAGGACAAAACUCAAUUCCAAGGCAUAUUGCCAAAAAGGCAAAAUUACCAGUGAAGAGAAGGAUUACUUCAUCUGAUCAGACCACAUCUUCUGCAAGUGUGGUUGGAUCUAGUGUAAUACAAGUGUGGGAGCAGAACAUGUCUGUGUUCGACAUACUGAUGCAAUCCUCACAGCCGUCCCAAGAAUCCCAGGCACCAAGACCUCUUCCUGACAAUCAAUUUCUUGCAAGCCAAAUAGAGGAUCUACCAAUGACAAAACAGACCACAACUAUAAUCCAUGUAGCAGCAAAGAAGAAGAAAAGGAAGGAGAAGAUCACGGAGAAGGAGAAUGUUAUUCCUAGGAAGAAGAAAUAGAAGAUGAAGUGGACAUGCCUUCUAUUGGACAAUGUUAUUCCUAGGAAGAAGAAAUAGAAGAUGAAGUGGACAUGCCUUCUAUUGGACAGAACCUGGUUUCUUUUUGGACAGAGUUUGGUUUCUUUUGGAUAGAUAGAGAUGGUUAGGGCCUUCACAAAUUGAAGGCUUUAUUUUGGACGGAGGUACUACUUAUGUAAUGUGGUACUGCAUCAUGCAGAGUGCAACCCAGUACCACAUUACAUAGUUGCAAGCUUUAGUGUGUAUCUAUGUUUAUGCAAGAGCACUCUUUAUCUAAUGACAAUAUGAUGUGCUACUUCCUGGAAGUGUGGCAAUUCUCAUCUAUAUAUUUUCCUG